AUGCCCACGCCGGGUGAUGCCACAAUGGUCAAAGCUGCUAGGUCCUAUCAGUGCCAGCGAUGUUCGCGCUCUUUUGCUCGGCUAGAGCAUUUACAACGUCAUGAUCGUUCGCAUACCAAAGAGAAACCUUUUGUGUGUAACGACUGUCCGAAAUCUUUUACGCGCAAGGAUCUGUUGGCUCGUCAUAUCCGUUUAUCCCACUCGCCGUCAGAGGGGCCCGUCAAUCAUCACGAUGUUACAGCAGCUCCUAUCACGCCAACGACGACUACUCCGUUGACAGAGGAGCAAUCCGCAAUAUCGGGCACUCAUGGCCCGUUUCAGCCCAUGACCAACGCUCCUGCCGAGGGUGCAGCAGCAGCACUGAAUGACCCAUUCAAUGCAAUGGGUCCGUCGUCUUUGUACGAUGGGGAUGACUUCACCUCCUUCCUGGAUAGCAUUUCCCUUCCUAGUCAUCCCUUCUCCGUGGCUUAUCAACCCCUCCCUUUCUUCCCGGUUUUCACGACCGGCGAUCAUAACAAUCUGCACUCACCUUUAGAUUAUGUACCGAAUGUGUCGUCUGAAAAAGACAGUGCAGCGGCCAACGAUGCCCCCACGCCGUCUAGAUCGGUGCUUCCCCGACAUGGCACACAUCUACCGUCUCUUCAGCCGGAGGGGUCAUCCCUUCAGCACAACAAGGCUCGUCAGCCGAAGGACUUUGUGCCGGUGACGGCGCAAUAUCGAGAUCGGAUUGUUGCAUCGCUGCGGGAUUACGCGAAUGUACUCCCUCCUAAUCCGUCUAUUCCAUCACGGCAUGCAUUAUCAAGAUGCGUUACUGGUUACUUUAUUGGUUUUCACGACCAUUACCCGUUCAUGCAUAUUCCGACAUUCAGCAUUGAUGCUAUGACACUGCCGCUAUUUCUAUCAAUGGCGGCACUGGGUGCGCGGUACUGUCGUGAACCCGAUACAAGCAAUAGUCUGUACCAGGUAGCCAAGGUCGUAACCUUGGAGCACAUACGACGACAGUUUCAGUCAUCUAAGGUAACCUCCCAGGAUGACCAAAACCUAUUGGAGACAGUUCAGUCGCUGCUGCUUCUUACAUCCGUCUCCAUGUGGUUUGAGCACAAUCCACCGUUCCAAGAAGCACUGUAUAUCCGGAGCUUUAUGGAGACGCUAGCACGACAAGGCGGAUUGAACUAUUUACCUGAUUCGGAUGGCUCGUGGGAGAGUUGGAUUCAGCGAGAACGCGUAAAGCGGACGAAGUUGAUCGUGUUUUGUUUCUUCAAUAUUCAGACCAUCGUCUUCGAUCUCCCUCCAAUGAUUCUAACAGAAGAAAUUCAGUUAGACCUCCCGUGCACUGAAGGCGAAUGGCAAGCGAGCAACGCCGCCCUCUGGCAAGAAGAGUGCCGUCAGCGCAAAAACGAGCCCAAGUUCCAGAACGCCUUGUGGUCUCUAUUCUGCCGCAACCCCGGUGGAAACGAAGAGCGAGGAGCUCUAGAAAGUUUCACCUCACUCGGCGGCUAUGUGCUCAUCCACGCCAUCAUCCAGAAUAUCUGGUCCAUGCAAAAAACAUGCCGCAUGCCCGGAUCGCGGAGCCAGUCGCUUUCUCCCACGGAAAUAGUCGCCUUCGAACAAGCACUUGAACGUUGGUGCCAAUGCUGGGAACGUAACCAGGAAUCCUCGAUCGACCCUAUGAGCCCUCAUGGUCCUUUAUCUUUUACCUCAGCUGCUCUACUGCGAUCUGCAUACAUUCGUUUAAAUGUGGACUUCAGCUCCGCGCGGCAACUGAAGACGUGGAAUCCAAGGCAAAUCGCGCAGUCACUCCGCGAUAAUGUCUGCGUGCAGCGCAGUGAGCGACUCACCCGCGCAGCGCUACACUGCGCACACGCACUAAGCACCCCGAUUAAAUUGGGUAUCAACUUCGUCGCGCACACGCAGGUCGUUCUCUGGUCGAACCAGCACGCCCUGUGCUCAUUAGAGUGCGCCGUACUCCUUGCUAAAUGGCUCGAGGUUGCCACUGCUCCAGGAAUGUACCCUGGUGGAUUGACGGAGCAAGAAGCCAAGCUGCUGGAUUUUGUUAUCGAGAUGGCGCUGGAGACAAAACAUGAGGCGUCACGCGACUGGUUGUUGGAGAAUAACACGAGGCUUAGUGCCACGGUGACCAGGCUAUGGGCGAGGUUGUUUACGGCAGAUUAUAUAUGGGAGAUGGUGAGCCUCGUAGGCCAGUCAUUGAACAGUUACGCGGAUAUACUCGAAAAUGAAAGUAAAUAG
Molecule: messenger RNA, 2247 nt
Organism: Aspergillus chevalieri
Lineage: Eukaryota; Fungi; Ascomycota; Eurotiomycetes; Eurotiales; Aspergillaceae
Product: transcription factor domain-containing protein
Exons: 3
Coding region: 1-2247 (748 amino acids)
Biological process (GO): DNA-templated transcription; regulation of transcription by RNA polymerase II
Cellular component (GO): chromatin
Molecular function (GO): zinc ion binding; DNA-binding transcription factor activity, RNA polymerase II-specific; RNA polymerase II cis-regulatory region sequence-specific DNA binding
Source: RefSeq, a predicted model, not a curated record